Messenger RNA from Brugia malayi, 2844 nucleotides. RefSeq lists its product as uncharacterized. Gene Ontology annotation, biological process: tRNA methylation. The transcript has 21 exons. Gene Ontology annotation, cellular component: cytoplasm. The record is from RefSeq and is a predicted model, not a curated record. NCBI's taxonomy places the organism in Eukaryota, Metazoa, Nematoda, Chromadorea, Rhabditida, Onchocercidae. Bases 1 to 2844 code for a protein of 947 amino acids. Gene Ontology annotation, molecular function: protein binding.
AUGAAGUCAUUAUGUGCUCCGGUGUUAACUAUAAAAAGAGGUGAGGAAGAUGCUGACUGCCCUGUUCUUCUAGCCAGUAAUGGUUGCAUGAUCGAUUCUUAUAAGAAGGAUCACAAUGGACUGUUAGUUUCACAACAUCAAACCUGUGUUUUUGAAGAAAGAAAAUGUAAUAUAUAUGGGUUGACUUAUCUUGACAAACAGGAUGUUUUAUUCGCCUAUGGCGAAAAAUUGGUAGCAGUGAUACAUCAGUUUUCCAGCACUCCGCAGAAACAAGUAUUUACUUUUAAAGACUGGAUCCAAGCCUUGCGUGUUUUUAAUAAGCAAGAGGAGCCAAGACACUCCGUGGAGAUAGUAACACUGUCCAUCAAUAAUGCAGUGCAACUUCUCCGUCUGGACGUUUCUGCUGGAAGUUCAAAUCUUGCCAUUGAAGAAGUGACAACUGUGAAGUCAAGUUACCGAGUUUCCAUAACGCAUUCAGUUUUGGAUGGCGAUAGUUGGAAUAGUCUUCGCACAGUAGCUGGUACCGUUAUGGGUGAUAUAAUCAUUUCGUAUCCCUCCAAAUCUUCUUCUCCUUUUCACGUUCUAAGGCAUCACAUGGGUAUGAUUUUCGGCUUACUCAUAAAAUGUAACUUUCUGUUUUCUGUGUCGGAUGACAGGAGCUUGCAUAUGUGGUCCCUGGAUGAUGCUCGUCAUUUAGACGAAUGUUAUGGGCAUUCAACAAGGCCAUUUUCUAUUUGUGAUGGACCGCAAAAUGUGGUAUUCACUGGAAGUCAAGACGGAUGUAUAUGUAUGUGGUUGUAUGGUGAAUCAUUUGUUUCGCUUUUAAAGUUGAUACACACGGGUUGUGGUGUUAUCCGUUCUUUUCUGUUUGUAUCUCAAGAACUGUUUUUUGGCACAGAUUAUGGGUUCUUUGGAUCUGUAACAUUUCCAGAAAAUAUAGAAAAUAUGCAAACCGUUAACCUCAUUUAUCCAAAUCUGACAGUGCAAUCAUUCGUUGCGGUUUCACAACAAUGCUAUUAUAUUUUGGAUUUACAAGGAACACUAUAUGAAGCAAAUGCAGUUUCCUUAAGUAAAAUAAUGCAAUGCAGUUCCGCCAGAUCCAACUCACUGAAAUUAUCACCAUGCCGAAAAUACGUAGCUUUUUCAGAAGACAAAAAAAUGCAUGUAGUAAGAAUUGAGGACCGCAAAUGCUCUCUUUUUUGUACUGUUGAUCAAAUACUGGAUUUGUUUUGGGUUGACAGUUAUUUAUUUCUCACAUUAAUCAACUUUAAAAAUCUACUACUUCACUUAUCGGAGGAUAUGUCAGAAUGGAUAAACCACACUUUGCAAAUAGACGUGCGAGAAAUUUUCUCUUGUGUUACGAUUCAUGCCGGGGAUCUUUUUCUUGGUACAAACAAAGGUUCGAUUGUUGUUGCGCAUGAUCUUAAGAUGAAACAGAUUAUAAAACGAGCCCAUGGUAAAAAUGGUGUUACAGAUGUGAAAUUUUAUAGGAAUAAAUUAUUGUCUAUUGGACGUGAUGGGAAAUUGUGCAUCUGGAAGAGAGAUUAUGAGAAUCCUCUGCAGCUAUUGUCUUGGUCUAAACCUUCUACUGCAAUCGAAAUGGAAUGGCCGUGUAGGUUUUUGGAAGCAACAAACCAGUUAUAUGUGGCAGGGUUCCGUGGAGGUAACUUUAUUCUGGUGAAUUAUGAGAGCGGACAUUGCGUUUGUGACGUAUGGUGUGGUGGAAGACGUCGGUCAUGGUGCUUGUCAGUAUUGGAAGAAAAUGGAAAUUAUAAAGGAUCGAAAUCAUUGUGUUUUGAAUUUGUUAUUAAAAAAAGGAUUUCAAGAAUCACACUUUAUAUGAGUGAUUUACGAGUAAUUAAGCCUAAUUUGCAUUUGUCCAACAUCACAUCUAUAGCAGUUACAAAAAUUGAUCAAAAAGACUUUUAUGUUACCGGUGGUAUUGACGCUAUGCUUGUCUUAUCCAGAUUUACCAAUUCAGGAUCUGUUGAAGUAGUGCAGCGAUUGCAAGCUCAUUCGUCUUCAGUGUACUGUAUUUCUGCAAUGAGUCCAUACCUCAUAUCGGUUGGGGGAAAAUCUGAAAUUUUCAUUUGGCGUCUAGAAGCAGGAAAUCUACAGCAGUUAUUUAACACUCGCAUGAAAGGGGAUUGCAGAUUGUUAAGUGUUCAAUUUGUAUCAGUCAGUCCUUACAUUCGAUUCGUGGUUUCAUGCUCGGAUGGAAGAUUAAUGAUUUACGAGUUAAGUAAAGUUUUGGAUUCAAAAAAACAAACAGUUUUAUUUGAAUCGUUUGGUGGUGAUGGAAUUAUGGUUAAAGUUUCUUGCGCUUCGUUAAAUGAAAUCGCUCUAUGUGGCGCUGUCUCAUCUACAGGAAUGUUACACAUCUGGAGUUUAUCAGAAUUAGUUGAUGUGAAAGAUCAUAGAAGGAUUGAAGUGGAGAAAUGUGGACUCAGUGCAUUGAGCAUGUACAGCGAAGAUGAGCUCUUAUACGUUGGUGUAGGCUCUGAAUCAGGCACUGUCAGUAUAUUUCAGUUCGAAAAAAAUUGGAAAUUUGUGAAAAGUAUUAACUGUUGGCAUAGUGCUACAUGCACAGAUUUGCGUCUUCAUCGAACCGCGCAAUCAUUUUUGGUAUUUUCAAUAGCAUUAGACUGCAGAUUAGCUGUGUUUCUCUAUUCUCCUGGUUUUAAAAUGUUGAGCUUCCAGCAGUCUGUGUUAUUAAAUAUCGCCGAUCCUUCAUCGUUAAUCGUCUCGAAUGUCAGUAACAAACUAGCGAAGUGUAUAAUAGCUGGUACAUCGAUCUGUCUUGUUUACUUCGACGAUUCUCCUCCACAUUUCUGUGAUGGAUAA